AUGCUGUUCUCCAACCUCGCUCUCCUCGCACUAGUGCCUGCGGCACUCGCAGACUGGGGCAACCUCUGCUCUAGUGACCGCAAGGCCAAGGUUAUCAUUGGUGGUGGGCCUUCUGGCUUGGCUGGCGAACUGUUCUUCAAUCAAAGGGCAUGGUCCGACGUCGUGACCCUCACUGGGACCAUUUCGGGAGUGCCACCCGGCCAGCAUGGCAUGCAUGUCCACCAGUGGGGAGACUUGAGCCAGGGGUGCAACAGCACCGGGAUGCACUGGAACCCACUGAACCGCAACCACGGUGCUCCGACCGAUCGCAACCGUCACCUUGGUGACAUGGGCAAUUUCGAGGCUGGCGCAGACGGUGUCAUCCACGUCGACCAUAGUGACCGUCGCAUGAGCCUGUGUGGGCGCUACUCGAUCAUGGGGCGUGCCAUCAAUCUGCAUGUUGGCACUGACGACCUCGGCCGCGGUGGGGUUGAGCUGUCCCUCCAGACCGGUAACGCUGGCCCACGUCUGGCCUGCGGCGUCAUCGGCGCUGUUGACCCCUCUACGUAG
This is a messenger RNA of Cutaneotrichosporon cavernicola, 549 nucleotides long. RefSeq lists its product as uncharacterized. Lineage: Eukaryota; Fungi; Basidiomycota; Tremellomycetes; Trichosporonales; Trichosporonaceae. The coding region runs from base 1 to 549 and encodes 182 amino acids. Gene Ontology annotation, molecular function: copper ion binding. The record is from RefSeq and is a predicted model, not a curated record. Gene Ontology annotation, biological process: superoxide metabolic process. The transcript has 4 exons.